Messenger RNA from Puma concolor (puma), 1359 nucleotides. NCBI's taxonomy places the organism in Eukaryota, Metazoa, Chordata, Mammalia, Carnivora, Felidae. The record is from RefSeq and is a predicted model, not a curated record.
AUGCCCCCACCAGAUGUGGAAAAACCGCUGUACGUUCCUGAUUACAAUAGGAGUAAGACUAAGAUAGCCCAUAGUUACCUUGAACAAGAGACUACAGGGAGAAAUAAAAGUACAGAGCCAGAUGAGCAACCAACUGUGAAUUCUAAGGAAAGCAUGCAUCAGAAAUCCAGUGAAUUGGUUAAUGAAGCCACCUAUGAGGACACAGAACUGCCAGGGCAGAGAUCAAGGAAUUUUCCUUAUCCAGGUGAUGAGACAGCUGACUGCACUAUUGAAAAAUCCAACAUUAUGGAACAUAGAGAUCAUGAUUUGCAUUGUGAGUGUACGAUCCCUUGUCAAGUUACUUCAGACUUAGAUAAAGAGAAGACAAUAGCAUUUCUUCUAAAAGAAUUGGACAUUCUCAGAGCAAGCAAUAAAAAGCUUCAAGAAAAACUGACUAAAGAAGAUAAGGAACAUAGAAAACUAAAGCUUAGGCUGGAACUCCAGGAGAAAGCAACAGAAGCUCAUAUUGCUGAGAAGACAGCAGCUCUGGUUGAAGAAGUGUAUUUUGCACAGAGGGAACGUGAUGAAGCUAUUAUGUCUCGACUGCAGUUAGCCAAUGAGGAGAGAGAUGAAGCAAUUGCACGAGUGAAGCAUAUGGAAAUGUCUCUAAAAGUGCUAGAAAAUAUUAACCCUGAAGAAAAUGACAUGACAUUACAGGAAUUACUGAACAGAAUAAACAAUGCAGACACAGGGAUAGCUAUUCAGAAGAAUGGAGCUGUAAUUGUGGAUAGAAUCUACAAGACCAAGGAAUGUAAAAAGAGAAUAACAGCAGAAGAAAUGAAUGCAGUGAUAGAAGAACGGGAUGCUGCUUUGUCUCAGUGCAAACGGCUAGAGCAGGAGCUUCAUCAUCUGAAAGAGCAGAACCAGACUUCAGCAAACAACAUGAGACAUCUGACUGCUGAAAACAAUCAAGAACGUGCUCUGAAGGCAAAGUUGUUAGCUAUGCAAGAAGCCAGAGAAACUGCAAUUCAACAGUACAAAAGACUAGAGGAAGAAAUACAAACACUUCGUGUUUACUACAGCUUACAUAAAUCUUUAUCCCAAGAAGAAAGUCUGAAGGAUCAGUUUAACCAUACCCUUGGUACUUAUGAAGAAGCUUUAAAAAAUAGAGAAAACAUUGUUUCCAUCACUCAACAGCAGAAUGAGGAACUGGCUAUCCAACUGCAGCAAGCUCUGACAGAUCGAGCAAACAUGGAAUUAGAGCUUCAGCAUGCCAUGGAGGCCUCCCAAGCGGCCAAUGACAAAGUUCAGAAGCUGGAAAGGCUGGUGGACGUCCUGAGGAAGAAGGUUGGAACAGGGACCAUGAGGACAGUGAUCUGA